GCAGCGUGCUGGCCGCGCGGGCGGGUCCUGGGCGGCGGCCCCGCGGGGCCGGGCCGGAGCGGGAGGCAGGCCAGCCGGGCCGUGCCCCGCCGCGAUGAGCGUCACGUCGUGGUUCCUGGUGAGCAGCAGCGGCACGCGGCACCGCCUCCCGCGGGAACUCAUCUUCGUGGGCCGUGAUGAGUGCGAGCUCAUGCUGCAGUCCCGCAGCGUGGACAAGCAGCAUGCCGUCAUCAACUACGACCACGACCAGGACGAGCACUGGGUGAAGGACUUGGGCAGCCUGAAUGGGACGUUCGUGAACGAUGUGCGCAUCCCGGACCAGAAGUACAUCACACUCAAGCUGAACGAUGUCAUCCGCUUCGGCUACGAUUCCAACAUGUACGUGCUGGAGCGUGUGCAGCACCAGGUUCCCGAGGAGGCGCUCAGGCACGAGAAGUACAGCCACCAGCUGCGGGGCAGCACCAGGGGCCCGGCGCCCAAGCGGGAGGAGAACUUGCCCGAGAACCCGCCCUACUGCGAGGCGCUGAGCACCAGGCCGGACAAGGGCGACCGGAGGCCAGCGACAGAUGCGGCCACCUACCGUACCCCGCUGUACGGGCAGCCGUCCUGGUGGGGUGAGGACGACGGCCCCCCGCAGCCCGGGGAGCCACGCCAGGAGGACCCCCGCCCAGAGCGCCCCAAGGAGCAGGGCCCAUCCGAGGGGGAGCCGCCCGCGGCGAUGCCGGGUUUCCGGGCGCACACAGAGCCCCCCGGCUGCCCCAUCCGCCGCGAGCCCAGCUACUUCGAGAUCCCCACGAAGGAGGCCCCGCCGCCCCUGCCACCGCCCUCACCGCCGCGUGCCACUGAGGGUGUGGCCCCCGAGGCGCCCCCAAAGGACGCGCCCCCGGGCGGGGGCACAGCGGCCCCCGUGGUGCAGAGCCACGCGUCGUUCACCAUCGAGUUCGACGAGUGCAGCCCCGGCAAGGUGAAGAUCCGGGACCACGUCACCAAGUUCGCGCUGCGCCCGCGGCGGGCCCCGGGCAAGGCCCCGGCGCCCCCCGAGGCGCUGUCCGCUGAGAGCAAGGUGGCCGACUGGCUGGUGCACAACGACCCCAGCCUGCUGUGCCGCACCGGCGCAGGGGACGCGGGGGACGGCAGCCACAGCACCAAGAGCGACGUUCCCGUGCACACCCGCACGCUCAGGGGCCACAAGCAUGAGGACGGCACGCAGAGCGACUCGGAGGACCCCGCGGCCAAGGCGGCGGCCCCCGAGGGCAGCGGACCAGGGGGCAGCGGCAGUGGCGAGCCGGGGCGGUUGCAGCGGCAGAUCAAGCGCGACCCCCGGGACCUGCUGCACAACCAGCAGGCCUUCGUCAUCGAGUUCUUCGACGACGACACGCCGCGCAAGAAGCGCUCGCAGUCCUUCACGCACGCGCCGGCCGGGGACGCCAAGGCCGACCGGCGCCGAGGCCCGGGCCCUGGCGAGCGCGAGCGCGCGCGGGCGGCGGGCAGCGGCCCUGGGGGUCCCCAGCGCGCCAGCUCGCUCAAGCGCGAGAAGACGGAGGAGCGGCUGGGGACCCCCGCCACGGCGCGCGCCGUCCGGCCCUUCGGCAGCGUGGGCCGCCGCUCCCGCCUCGCGCAGGACUUCGUGGCCCAGUGCCUGCGGGAGGGUUCCCCGGCCGCCCGCGGCGACCCCGAGAAGGCGCCCCCCAGCCCAUCACCGCCGCCGCCGGCCGACCCCCAGCUGGCCAAGGCGCGCAAGCAGGAGGAGGACGACAGCCUCAGCGACGCGGGGACCUACACCAUCGAGACGGAUGCGCAGGACCAGGAGGUGGAGGAGGCACGCAAGAUGAUCGAUCAGGUCUUCGGGGUCCUGGAAUCGCCCGAACUCUCCAGGACGUCCUCAGCCACCAUCCGCCCGGUCAUCAAAGGGGACAGAGACGAGGGCGGUGACGGGGCGGUGGCCCAGCGCCUGGCUCUCCUGCAGGGCUUUGCCUCCCGGACUGCGGGCAUGACCGGUGCCGGGGAAGCCCAGGGCCUCCCGCUGCCAGGCUCCCCCGGCAGCCAGAAGUGGGUGUCCCGCUGGGCCAGCCUGGCUGACAGCUACUCGGACCCGGACCUGGCCGAUGACGGCCCUGGGCGCCGGGCGGGGGACCCCGAGGGGGCCCUGCCUGCACGCCAGCGGCGCCUGCUCCCCCAGCUGCCCAGCGACCGGUCCGACAGCCCCGCGGGCCCUGAGGCUGCCAGGAGGAGUGGCCCUGGCCCCCCGGAGCCAUCCCGCGAGCAGGCCGGCCGCUUCGUGGGCCAGGAGGACCUGGAACCCGACAGCCUCAGUGAUGCCAGCGGGUCGGAUGGUGGUCGCGGCCACGAGCCGAGUGGGGGUCCCCAGGAGGAGAGCCGCAAGAGCCCGCAGGAGGGUCUGGCGUGGACGAGGGGCCGGCGCUCCCCCAGGACCCCCGGGGAGCCAGCUCCCACGGCUUUCUUUGUCGGGGACCAGCACGGCGAGGCCGCCUUCCCCAGGAAGCCGGGGGUGGCCUGCGGGGACGCGGAGGGCCCGGGGCGGGCGGCGCAGCCCGGCGGCCCGGCCAGGGACGGCGUGUACGUCAGCGCCAGCGGGCGACUGGUGCUGCAGCUGCGGGCUGGGCGCUCCCCCGAGCCCGAGCGGCCGCCGGCCCCCGAGGCGCUGACCGUCGUGCGCCAGGAGAGCUUCACCAAGGAGCCGAGCAGCGGCCCCCCGGCGCCCGGCCCGCUCCCGCACAUCCCCAGCCACCCGCUGCUGCAGGACCUGGCGUCCACCCGCGCCGCGCGCAUGGAGCUGCGCUCGCAGGACACGCAGCUGUUUUUGCGGGAGACCGAGACCGCCCUGGCCGCCCUCGAGGCCCAGCUUCUGUCCAAGGCGGCCGAGGCGCCCGCGCGUCCCGAGGACUCGCUGUCCGGGGACUCCGACGUGGACACGAGCAGUACCGUGAGCCUGCUCAGCGGCACGCAUGGGGCCAGCCCGGUGGGGCUUCCGAAGGACAAGCUGCCGUCCCCGCCCGCGGCACCGGACCCCGCGGCGGGCGCGCCCUGCAGCCCGCAGGCCCGGCCCGGGGAGAAGCAGCGGCAUCUCGCAGGCGCGCCGGACACAGGCCGGGCCGAGCCCGCGCGCCGCCUGGCCGUGCGGCGUGGCCCCGCGCCCCGCGGCUCCCUGGACUGGCCGGACGAGGAGCGAAACUGUGGCGUCGCGCACCCGGCCGGCUCCGACACGGUCCCCUCGGACACAGAGAUCCCCGCAGCCGGGCGCACCGUGCCUCGCCGGAGGCCGCAGGCCCCCGCGCCGGUCUCCGCCCCCCGGGAAGAGCAGACUCGGGGUUCCAGCAGCGUGCAGAAGGUCCAGCAGGCGCUGACCCGCUCCAACAGCCUGUCCACCCCGCGGCCCACACGGGCCUCUCGGCUCAGGCGGGCCCGGCUGGGGGACGCCUCGGACACAGAGGCCGGAGACGGUGAGCGGGGGCACCCCGAGCCCCCGGCCCGCCCGGCCGCCGAGCAGACCAAGAAGCUGUCCCGCCUGGACAUCCUGGCCAUGCCCCGGAAGCGGGCCGGCUCCUUCACGGGGUCCAGUGACACGGAGCCCACCCCCCGCUCGGGCUUCUCGGGCCGCAGCGUCGAGUCGUACUGUGCCAGCCGCAAGCCCACCGUGGCCGAGGCCCGCGCCGCCGCCAGGAAGACCGCCGGCACCAGUGCCCCCCGCCAGCCCUUCAGCAGGGCGCGGCCGGGCAGUGCGCGCUACUCCACCAACACGCGGCGCCGUCAGCAGGGAUCCGACUGUGCGUCCACGUCAGAGGAGGAGUCCGGCUCCCAUCAGGGCUCCCCCAAACACACGCGCCCCCGUGCCUCAACAGCCACGCAGACCCCGCGGGCCGGCAGCUCUGGCCGCAGCCGGACCCGGGCCCCGGGCCUCCGGGACACCGACGACGAGGAGGAGGGGGCCGACCCCUACGGCUUCCUAGUGCAGACGGCUGAGAUUGCCGAGAUCGCCAGGCUGAGCCAGACGCUGGUGAAGGACGUGGCCAUCCUGGCCCGGGAGAUCCACGACGUGGCCGGGGACAGCGAUACGCUGGGGCCCCCGCACGGUGUGCCCAGCAGCCCAGCUUCCACCAUCUCCGCCCACGAGGAGCUGGUGCCACGCAUCCCCGAGGCCAGCCUCAACUUCCAGAAGGUGCCCCCCGGCGCGCUGAGCUCUCAGGACUUGGACCAGAACAUGAACAGCAGCCGCGAGGACCCCGCAACGCACAGGACGCGGCCGUGGAGCCGCGAGGAGGUGAUCUUCGACAACCUGAUGCUGAACCCCGUGUCCCAGCUGUCGCAGGCCAUCCGCGAGAACACGGAGCAGCUGGCUCAGAAGAUGAAGAUCCUCUUUCAGAACUCGGGUCGCGCCUGGGAGGACCUGGAAGCCCGGAUCAAUGCGGAGAACGAGGUGCCCAUCCUGAAGACGUCCAACAAGGAGAUCAGCUCCAUCCUGAAGGAACUGCGGAGGGUGCAGAAGCAGCUGGAAGUCAUCAAUGCCAUCGUGGACCCCAGCGGGAACCUGGACCUGCUGGCCGGAAGCCGGGGCUGUGGGGGCCCCGUGGGGAAGAGCCGGCUGGUGGCCCCCAACCCGUCCUCGCCGCCUUCAGCCCUGCCCCUGCGCGGCUUCCCUCCGCGGGCCUCCUGCGGCUCCCCGGGCCUCCCCGACUUCCUGCCUGACUCUGAGAGGUUCCUGAUCUAGGGGUCCACGGACCCCUCCCCAUGAAGACCCCACACGUGCCAUACCCUGUGGGCGGGGCCUAGCGCCCAGCCCACCCCACUCCCCCUGACCGUCCAUCCCAUGGCCCCCUCGCCCUGCCCACUGGCCCGGCCCAGCUCCUGUUGCGGCCGCUGCCAGGGGCCCACCGCCACCCGGCAUCGCUGUUCUUUUGUCUUUAGCUUUAAAGGAAAGUGUCUGUCCCUGUGAUGCGGAGCCCACGUGCGCCCUCGCCUGUCUGGCCCUGCGCGGGGGCCGGCCCGGCCGGGGCCAGGGGGGCUGGCUGUGUGA
Messenger RNA from Sorex fumeus (smoky shrew), 5032 nucleotides. It is a transcript of the gene CEP170B, whose product is annotated as centrosomal protein 170B. The transcript is spliced from 19 exons. The record is from RefSeq and is a predicted model, not a curated record. Gene Ontology annotation, molecular function: protein binding. NCBI's taxonomy places the organism in Eukaryota, Metazoa, Chordata, Mammalia, Eulipotyphla, Soricidae. Bases 95 to 4726 code for a protein of 1543 amino acids.